Parnassius mnemosyne (clouded apollo) is the source of this 420-nucleotide messenger RNA. The record is from the annotation of a GenBank genome assembly. NCBI's taxonomy places the organism in Eukaryota, Metazoa, Arthropoda, Insecta, Lepidoptera, Papilionidae.
AUGGCUGAUGUUGAAGUUGAGGUUCCCGUCAACCCCGUACUUAGUGGGGGUGCUAUGGACGUAAACACAGCCCUGCAAGAAGUGCUGAAGACUGCUCUUAUCCAUGGGGGUCUCGUGCACGGUCUUCAUGAAGCUGCUAAAGCCCUUGAUAAGAGGCAAGCAGUCCUUUGUGUACUAGCUGAGAACUGUGAUGAGGCUGCAUACAAGAAGCUUGUACAGGCUCUUUGCAAUGAGCAUCAAAUUCCACUUGUCAAGGUUGAUAACAACAAAAAACUUGGUGAAUGGGCAGGUUUAUGCAAAAUUGACAAAGAUGGCAAGGCACGAAAGAUUGUUGGAUGCUCAUGUGUGGUAAUCAAAGAUUUCGGUGAGGAGACGCCAGCGUUGGAUGUGCUUAAAGAUUAUCUCAAGUCCUCAAGCUAA